This is a messenger RNA of Magallana angulata, 1975 nucleotides long. RefSeq lists its product as uncharacterized. Gene Ontology annotation, cellular component: membrane. The record is from RefSeq and is a predicted model, not a curated record. Bases 410 to 1354 code for a protein of 314 amino acids. Lineage: Eukaryota; Metazoa; Mollusca; Bivalvia; Ostreida; Ostreidae. The transcript is spliced from 3 exons.
AAUGACCCGUGGCGUCUAUUGAAUUGGUCAACGAUCGAAGCACGGGGUGUACCACGUGAAUCUCAACAACGAUAGGUACACGUUCAGGUAAUAAAUAUAUGCAUUAGUUAAAUUUAAUUAUCAUCAUAUCCUAACAACCUUGGUAUUUAUGACACAACCUUAUGUAAGAUGUGCACACUGAUGAAUAUUCAUGAGUUCCCUGACGUUAUAACCACUGCAUGACUCGACAGUACAAAGUAGGAUUGCGGUAUAUUUGUUUGGUUUGUGCACUGACGUGCCAUCGUACCCAGGAGCUUGCUUGUGUAACUGUCGGAUAUAUAUAAACAUGUGGACUUUCACGUGAAGAGAACACGUAACAAAACAACACUCACGCUGCAGGACACAGCAAAGAGAAGAAGAACGGUACAACAUGGGUCACAACAUUCCUUUGUUAGUGCUAACUGUCAUUAACCCGAUAGUAUACGCGGUGGCAACAAUAUUCAACGCUUUAUCCGGAGAUGUGGGAGUCAAACUAGGGAUCUUCAAAAACGGCACGGGUACUAUUUCCAAUAAAUACCAGGUAAAUAUUACCCCCGCUGGAUGGAUGUUCAGUAUCUGGGGGGUGAUCUACGUGUGGGAGGCGGUCUGGAUCGUCUACACCAUCGUCAACUUGUUCCGGAAGACUUCCUCCGGCCCCCUGUACUGUAACCCCACCCUCCUUCCCUGGACAUUCUUCGUCUGUUUCAUGGUCAACAUGUGCCUGAAUCUGUCCUGGAUCCUCCUCUUUGACAGAGAACACAUGAUCGUCGCUUUCGUCGUCCUGUUUUUCAUCGCCUUCACUCUGUACGUCUGCAUGUUUAUUUCAUACCGCCAUCUUGACAAGAACAUCGAGUUUCUCAAGAAAGACGGCAGGAAGAUGGACAUCUGGUGUAUCCGCAUCAUGGUACAGAAUGGCCUCGGCGUGUACGCUACCUGGACCACCAUUGCCACUCUCCUCAACAUGGCGAUCGUCAUGAUCUACGAAGGCAACCCACGGAUAGCCAACGAUGACGCCAGCACCGUGGCUCUUUCCAUUCUAGUGGUCGAGCUCUUGGGAUACACCUUUGUAGAUCUUGCUUUCCUGGACCGUUAUACACGUUACACCGUCACCCCGUUCUGCGUGGUGCCCAUGGCCCUGGGGGCGAGUCUGGCCAAGAACUACAAGGCCGGGUCCAGAAACUCUAUCCUGACUAUUGUUAUGGUCGUUUUGGCGCUGUUGUGUCUGGGAGCCAAAGUGUUCUUUUUGAUUUGGCGCGAACUGAGGAGCCCAACGAAAUCCGUCAGAAUUACAGACUCCGAUGAGGAUCUGAGGAAAGAAAAGGCGGCCGUCGUUUAAGUAUAUGAUGUAACAUUACAGACGAACCAAAAAACGACACACCAAACAGUCUUUGUACAUAUUAACUACAACAUUUUUUAUAUUUGUAUGAGAGGAGAUUGAGAGCUGUGAUAUGACUUUUUAAGUGCAUGCAUAUACAUUGCCAAAAAACCAACGUCAUUAUAUUUGCCUUAUACGAGGAAACAUUUGUUGACCGAAAUGUAUUUUUAUUGACAUAUGGCCUUCACUUAGCGAGUUUUGUAUGAAUAUACAUUUACAUUUUUGGGCAUUAUUCAUGUACAUAUUUUCAUUGCAAAAAGUCUUAUAUUUGUGCCUCAUACGAGGAAGCAGUUGUUGACUGAUAACUAUUUCAUUUUUCCUUGGACAGGUAGUUUUGUAUGAAUAUACUUGCACUUCUUUUGGGCAUUAAUCACGUAGUCACACCGGUAUAUAUGGAGAAAGUCACUCAUUUAGCUCCAUUCAUCGAAAGCAUAAUUCAGAUAUACAUUCAAUAUGUUAUACUUCUAUUGUACAUGUUUUAUCUUUUUGUCAUGUUGUAUUUUUUUUUCAAUUUAAAGAAGUUUGUAUAUUUCUUAAAAAAACAUUUCAGAAAUUAAAAAAAAAAAUAAUGAAAUAAAGAAA